UGUCUCCUGCCGGCUGCAGCCACAUCUCCGCCUCGGGACGGUGUUUCGUUGCUGAUUCCAGGAGAAUGAAGCCUUUCCAGUAAACAUUGUAGAAGGGGCUGAUGUGAGUGCGCUGCUGUCAACUGGGCAGGGCCGGGCUGGGCUGAUUAUCCCCGGAGACAGGGAGGAGACUGUGCUGGCAGGAUGACAGUCCAGCCGGGGAGCCGGGACUGAGUGCUUGCCUGGUGUUCACUCCUUCGCUGUCUGCAGACCCUGUGGAAUAUGGAGCCACCCCGUCCCCGGCUGCCCUGAAUGGGGCGAGCAACACGGUCCUGAUCCACGGCCCCGGCAGAAUCACAGAACCGCCUACAGCCUGCAGGAGAGCUCCGGUCUCAAUGGAGAGGCGGUGGCAGGGUUGAGUGGAGGCUUUGUGGAAGGGGCGUUUGAGGGUCCAAGCAGCAGCACUGACGAGCUGGCAGCAGCCCCCGUCCCCCAACAACAAGAUGGCUUCAAAUUUCAAUGACAUUGUGAAACAGGGAUACGUGAGGAUGAGGAGCCGGAAACUAGGGAUCUACCGACGGUGUUGGCUCAUCUUCAAAACAUCGUCCAGCAAAGGACCCCGAAGGUUAGAGAAAUAUCCCGAUGAGAAAGCAGCCAACCUCAAAGCAAGUCCCAAGGUGACCGAGAUCAGCAAUGUUAAAAACGUUACCCGCUUACCGAAGGACACUAAACGCCAGGCUGUAGCCCUCAUAUUCAGCGAUGACACGUCCCGCACCUUUACCUGUGACUCAGAGCUGGAAGCUGAGGAAUGGUACAAAAUUCUCUCCAUCGAAUGUCUCGGGGCAAGACUCAACGAUAUCACCCUGGGCGAGCCAGAUCUGCUUGCUGCUGGUGUUAUGUGUGAACAAAACGAGCGUUUCAAUGUUUACCUCAUCCCCUCCCCAAACCUGGAUGUCUAUGGAGAGUGUAUGAUGCAGAUCACGCAUGAGAACAUCUACCUCUGGGAUAUUCACAACACCCGCAACAAACUGCUCAGCUGGCCCCUGUGCUCACUGCGUAGAUACGGCCGUGACAACACACGCUUCACCUUUGAAGCUGGACGCUUAUGUGACACUGGGGAAGGACUGUUCACAUUCCAGACGAGGCAGGGGGAAGAGAUUUAUCAACGGGUUCACACAGCCACUCUGUGUAUCGCAGAGCAACAUAAAUACAAGGUCCUGGACAUGGAGAAGAAUAUGACAAUAUUAAACAAGAGUGCAGAAGUGGAGCACUUCCCAUCUCCAGCGAGUGCUGUGCUCCCCCGCAGUGCCUUCUGGCACCACAUCACAAGCUCACAGCACACCAGGGAAAUGGUCCGCAGUAAUCCAGAGUUAUACUGCACAGGCCAGGCAGCAGGUGACAUGGACUCCUUCCCUGGACAAGCAAGUCCUUUAAGCAGCGAGUGCACACUCUCGCCACAAUUCCCCACUCAGUGAGUGAUCUGGACAGAGCUUGUCUCAAUCUGCAGAGAGGGCUGAGCCACACCUUUCAAUAAGGACCAACAGGAAAUUGGGACAAAGCACCCCCCGCAACCCCCCUCCCCCCACCCUGAUCCCUCAUCUUACCCACUGUGUACAAAUGUGGAACAAGAUAAAGAAACACUGCACUUGACAGGAUUGGGAGAGGAAGGCACUGGCAGAAGUCUUGGAGGUGUUUUUUUUUGGCACCUCUGACAACAUUGAAGAUAUCUGGAGUAAAGGCCGAAGCACAAGACCAUUCAGACAUAGCACAAGGAGCAGACCUGAGAGGGAAGGCCAGUAUGCACAGUCACUCAAUGACCUAACUCAGGACAGAGCUGGUUUUGUCUUCAGUAGCAUCACUGGCAAAAACUCUUAUUGUGAAUACAAUCCUGGUGCCUGUUCAGGGACUGGCCUGACACGAGAGACCCUCUGAUCCAAAAUUUGAGAAUAUGCUGUCCUUCCAAAUGCUGGAAUCCAAUCAGUCACUUUAUAAUAGGUACUCCGUUCAUUUGUAGAAGGGCUUUCCGAGUUUUUUUUGGACCUCAAGGUUCAACUUUGAUGCAGUCCAAAACGAGACAAAUGCUGCUGACCUUUUCCUCCUCAGUCUCCGAUCUCUCAGCAUCUGACAUGUUGCUCUACAUGUGUUUGCAAUGAAUUUCUGUAAGUGUUUGACAGUUGUUUCCACUGGACCAGCCUGAAGUCAGCAGGGUGCAGAGUCCCUAGACUCUCACUGCAGGAUCUAAGCCCCAGCCCCUGUACCACAGGCUGACUGGCCAUCUCCAAUUGAUAUCAUUCCAUCUAGUAACUGUCACUCCAAACUCUCCCACUCCUCUUACACACCAGAUUAACUUAACCACUCCAUAGUAAUGGAAAAUGCAAGUUGCCCAUUUCCUUGUUUCACACUCUGUUCAUGUCAUUAAACAUUAAUGUUUGAAGAAGACAUUGCAAACCUAGGGAGUACUCUCCUCCCUUCUGUACACUGCAGUGCUAAGGUUCAACCUCGAGUGAUGGGGAGGACACAGCAACAAGUUGGUGAUGUGAUCUGGCACAGGAAGAGGCCAGCUGUUGAUUUCAAAGCCAAACCUGCAGGAGGUUCCUUGCAAGUCAGCCCUUGUGAGAGUUGCUGCCUCACUUCCCUUCCUCCCAGCCUGUGGGUCACAGCUGACCAUGGAAAAUCAUGGUGUGGAAAUUCACGAGGGCAAUGCAACCUUGACACUCAACUGAGAAGCAUUAUUUAAGGCUGGAAUGGGGAAAGUAGGCUGACACUUGGGUUAUGGCCAAUGUGAGUGGUCUGUCCUAGCCCUCAGACAGGCUUUUAGGAAUGGUGGGAGGUGCUGACUCACCAGCAACCCAACCCGCUCUCUUUUUCUCAAGCGACCCUCAGCAACAUGUCAGCAGGAGAUAAGUUUUACCCAAUCACCACCUCCAGGCCUCUUCAGGACACUCCUGGGAGCUGGGGUGGGGGGCAAACAGUCCCACUGGGCCAGUCAGCAAACGGAGAUUCAACAGCCACCUCGACGGCAGUUAAGAAUUGAUGCAAUGCUAUAACCGAGAAGGCCCUGUCACACAGGCUGAAACACAUCUGUGACAGGUCAAUUCAAAUAUCCCUCAAUGCACUGUCAAAACUCAGUGCAACCAUGCAGUGAGUUCUUCCCUGAGCCCAAAACUCUCUUGCCAGGGCAGUUCCUGUCAUAUAGAACAAGAUUAAUGCUGCAUCCUCCUGUUGCUGUGCCCACACUGCACUGACAGCAGCCUGAAAGAGAAGCAGCAACCACAGUGAACACUAACAUGGCUGAGCCCUGCACUAGUCACAUUCAUUAAAAUGUGAACGUAAUCUCUGCUCAUGAUUUGUGAAUGGUCAGUUGUUCAGGGAUGGGCUACAACACACAUUGUACCCAAAUCCCUGUGUCCCAUCUCCACCUAAUGCUGAGCUGUGUCUCUCAUUAACAGCAUGAAUUGAUCCACAUGAAACUUCUUCAUGGUCUGACAGCAUGUGACGUGA
Hemiscyllium ocellatum (epaulette shark) is the source of this 3480-nucleotide messenger RNA. It is a transcript of the gene dok4, whose product is annotated as docking protein 4. The record is from RefSeq and is a predicted model, not a curated record. Gene Ontology annotation, biological process: cell surface receptor protein tyrosine kinase signaling pathway; positive regulation of MAPK cascade. The transcript has 9 exons. Bases 483 to 1454 code for a protein of 323 amino acids. NCBI's taxonomy places the organism in Eukaryota, Metazoa, Chordata, Chondrichthyes, Orectolobiformes, Hemiscylliidae. Gene Ontology annotation, cellular component: cytoplasm.